AUUCGAACUCGGAACCGCUCAUUCAAAUCCAUAAAUUUUCCACCGAUGAGAGUGACUUUCAGAUAGAACCACAUUAAAUCCACCUUGACUUAAGCCCCACCUUCGAUCGUCGACAGCAGAAGAACUUUCGUGUAAUAAUUUCACAAAUCCUCUCGAGUACGAGACUUCUUGCGCCAUUUGCGUUACCCCACUUUAUCACCUUCUCCAUCCGCUUCAAAGUGAGUGAACAGGAGGCCUCAAUUUUGUGAUCUCAGGGCUUCUUGAAAAGCAACAAAAAUGGCGGACUGCAGCACAUUGCAUACAGUGGAGGGCGCAUGCAGAGACAGCAAGGCCGCAUUUUGGCUCAAGCUUUUGGCAAUUGCGGUCAUUUUAGUAACAGGCGCGGCAGGAGUGAGCGUUCCAGUCUUAUAUACCAGAUAUUCCAAGGCUCUGAAAUCGCACGGCAGUUUGCUUUCCCUGGUAAAAUGCUUUGCAGCAGGGGUCAUUCUUUCCACUGGAUUUGUUCAUGUUUUGCCGGAAGCUUUUGCCGCUCUUUCCAGCAAUUGCCUCCCCAAACGCCCGUGGAAAGAUUUUCCCUUUGCAGGAAUGGUGGCCAUGGCGGGCGCGCUUGCAACUCUGGCCGUCGAUAUUCUCGCCGACCGCCAUAGCCAAACAGGGUCUUAUAUUCGGGUUAAGUCUGAUGAUAACCAGACUAAAUUUAAGGAUGUGGAAUUGGCUAAAAAUUCGGUUUUUCCCGUGAGUUGCUGCGGUGCAGGGGCGGGAAAUGGGGGGGAAAUAAAUGGCGGCUUGGCUUUGGCACAGAAGGUUGCGGCGCCCCCUCUGGAGGAUUCAGGGGAGGAUUUGUAUGUACAGCAGAGGCAGAAAUUGGUUUCUAAGGUGUUGGAGAUUGGGAUCAUUUUUCAUUCUGUUAUAAUUGGGAUCACUCUUGGGAUGUCUCAGAAUAGAUGUUCGAUUGCCCCUCUUGUUGCUGCUCUUGGAUUUCAUCAGUUCUUUGAAGGAAUGGGGCUUGGCGGAUGUAUUGCUCUGGCAGACUUCGGAACCAAUGUGACAGUGAUGAUGUGUGUUAUGUUCUCAGUGACAACACCCUUUGGAAUAAUGGCGGGCAUGGUAAUGAACUUCAUAAGUGGUUAUGACGAAAACAAUCCAAAGGCACUCAUACUUGAGGGACUGUUUGGGUCUGCAUCAUCUGGAAUACUUGUGUACAUGGCUCUUGUUGAUCUCAUAGCUGCUGAAUUCCUCAACAGCAAGAAAUUGAAAUCCAAUUCCUUCCUCAUGUCUGCAGCUUAUGUUUUACUUGUUCUUGGGGCAGGAUCCAUGUCACUUCUUGCUCUAUGGGCUUAGUAAAUACUUCACUACUCCAGAUGCAGGUUGCAGAAGCAGCUGCCAUUAAAGGACUCAGGGGAGCUGCCAUCUCAGUUUCUUUUGUCUACAUAGCAAUUGAAUUCAAAUUACAGAUCAUAUAAAAUCUGUUGUUUACUCUGCUUUCUCUUUGCCAGGUUUCAACACCCUUUCAAGUGCAGAGUCAAUGAAAAUAUUUAAGAAUAAAAGAUUCUGACCAUGAAUGUACUUCUCCACAGAAGCUGCAUUAUCUGUUGGAGAAAAGUGAAAAUCUUUAUGGGCUCUGUGUAAGGCAAAGGCAAGAAGAUGUAAGUCUAUCUAUGUUACAUACAGUAUAAACUGAUUCAGAGGGAAUCGGAGAUAUACCAGAAGCACUAGGUAGAAAUUAUGUACCCAUCAUAUGAAUUUUUUAAGUUUAUAUUGUUAGA
Messenger RNA from Cryptomeria japonica (Japanese cedar), 1766 nucleotides. RefSeq names its product zinc transporter 6, chloroplastic. The record is from RefSeq and is a predicted model, not a curated record. Gene Ontology annotation, biological process: zinc ion transmembrane transport. The transcript has 2 exons. NCBI's taxonomy places the organism in Eukaryota, Viridiplantae, Streptophyta, Pinopsida, Cupressales, Cupressaceae. Bases 277 to 1341 code for a protein of 354 amino acids. Gene Ontology annotation, cellular component: plasma membrane. Gene Ontology annotation, molecular function: zinc ion transmembrane transporter activity.